AUGGGUAGUGUCAUGUUGCAUGGGCAUGAGAAGGGUGGCAAGCUUGAUGCACGCGCCGUCAUGUGUGUAUGUGUCGGGGUGGACAUGGAGAGCAAGGGUUGGCGCAUGCUGGACCCUUCUCUCAUGCGCAUUCGCAUUGCUCGGAAUGUUGACUUUCUUGAGAAUGGGACGUGGAAGGAUUGGGACAAGGCCAAGGGCUUUGGGGAGCUUCUGCAGGAUGCAGCUGAGAUUUCUCAGCUCCUCCCCCUUCCACUCUCGCCACCCUCAGCAGUGGGUGAUGACGUUGAUAUGCCACUUUCAUCACCACCACCGGCACCGCUGAGUGUGUCGCUGCAGCAGCAGCCCGCCCCUCUGCAGCAGCUCAGCGGCCCCUCGGUCAUUCGUCGGAGAUCCGCUACCCAGGCUUCUUCCUCUUCCUCCUCCUCUGGUCAGCGUCCUGUCAAUCUCUCUACGAGUGCACCUACGUCACCAGCGACUACCUCCCCACCACCGGUUACGGGUUUGCAGGUGCUUGGUAUCCAGUCUGGUACAGGUGGUGAGGAGGCAGGGGGGGAUGCUGGAGUGGUUGAUGGUAUGAUGUGCUUGGCCAAGGAGGUGGAAGGUGUUGCACUAGCAGGUGCGAGCACCAGUGAUGUCCCACGCACGCUCGCUGAGGCACUGCGCAGCCCUCAGGGCCCUGCAUGGAAGGCAGGCGCUGAGAUAGAGUCCACAAGUUUCCCCUCCAUCUUUCCCUCUCAUCUCUUGCGCCCCCCAUCUUUCUUCCUCUCCAACCCUUACCUGCACGCCAGUGUUGCUGCCAACAGCGGAGGUGGAGGCCGGGAUGACAUUGGAAUAGAUGAGGCCGGGAUUGUUGCGGUACAGCUCAGCCCAGCGCAUGGCAUUCACCUUCCCAGCCCCCGUGGGUUCGUCCUCGUUCCCCGCCACCUGCAGCAGCAGGUGCUCACACGUGUCCUGUGCUGUGAGCACGCCAUAUCGCAGGUAUCGAGGCACAGUGAAGGUGAAGGUGGCGUUGCGCUUGAUGCACAGAGAGCGGCCCGCCUUGAUGAGCCCAGAGCAGUCAAGGCUGGGAUUGAGAGCUGUGAGGUUGCUGGUGGUGAGGCCCAGCUGGGUGCUGAUGGACCAGCAUGUGUCGCCCUGGAGGGUCGAACAACGGGAGUGAGGGCGGAGGUGGCCGAGGUGAAUGGAGCGUGGCUUGACUAUGAGAGCGGAGCCAAGCAAAACGGAGUGGAAAAUUCUAGAGGAAUGGUUUGA
Closterium sp. Naga37s-1 is the source of this 1251-nucleotide messenger RNA. The record is from the annotation of a GenBank genome assembly. Lineage: Eukaryota; Viridiplantae; Streptophyta; Zygnematophyceae; Desmidiales; Closteriaceae.